Messenger RNA from Brassica rapa (field mustard), 2481 nucleotides. Its product is annotated as protein NRT1/ PTR FAMILY 4.1. Gene Ontology annotation, cellular component: membrane. Gene Ontology annotation, molecular function: transmembrane transporter activity. The record is from RefSeq and is a predicted model, not a curated record. Gene Ontology annotation, biological process: transmembrane transport. Lineage: Eukaryota; Viridiplantae; Streptophyta; Magnoliopsida; Brassicales; Brassicaceae.
GCCACUGACAAAACUGUAUGUAUGUAUCUUACGCUUUUCCAGAGCUUUUGUCGUCUAUUACGAACCCAUCAACUCUUUUCCUUUGCCACUACAAAAACUUAUGCUAUCUAAACAAAAAAUAGUUUUGUAAAUGUUUUCCUUUUCCAUGCAAGUCUAAGAAACUAGAAAUUUCUUUUUUUUUGGCAUAUUUUGGGUUUGAAUAUAAGAAAGGAAAGAAAUGGUAGAUGCAUGAACCUUUUGACUUGGCAGCAUGAUAUCCGAUAUUACUUUAAAAGUUACCUUAGAGCAUUUUUAAAAUAAGAUUUGGAAUAUUCUGUAAUUGAUACAUCAUACAUGGAUAUCAUUCAGUGACUACACUAUGGCAUGUUAGAUAAUAAUUUUGAAUACAUGAAUACAAAAUAAACUGAUUUAACCAAUACAGAGAUACAUAUUACUCUUGCAUUUCUCAAUACAUAUUAAGAAAUAUAUAACAAUUUUACUAAUUAUAUAAGAAGUGGAAAGAUAGUGUCAUUACUUGCAAAUGUCCAAACAAAACUAUUCAGUCGACACUUGUAAAACAGGUCAAUAAAUAGUAAUUGCUUUCCGUUUCUGCUUUUAAUUACUUUGUUUUUACAUUCUCACGCAAUUUGUUCUUAUUUUCUUAUAUAAACGAAAACACAAAGUAUCUAUUAAAUCAUCCUUGUUUCAAAAGUAUCGUAGAGAUGCAGAAUGAGAUGGAAGAGAAAUUUGAAGAUUGGAGGGGUAAAGAGGCAAUACCUGGCAAGCAUGGUGGAAUUAGAGCUGCAUCCAUCGCUUGUGUUGUGGAGAUUAUGGAGAAUAUGGUGUUCUUAGCAUGUUCAACCAACUUCAUCACAUACUUCACGAAAUCAUGGCAUUACUCAUCAGCCAAAGCAUCAAACAUGGUGACCAAUUUCACAGGAACGUCGUUUUUGCUCACUAUCAUUGGUGGUUUUGUUGCUGACUCUUUUCUCACUCGCUUCACCGCUUUCGUCAUCUUUUGUUCCAUUGAACUCCUGGGUUUGAUCUUGUUGACCAUCCAAGCACAUAGCCCUAAGUUACAACCUCACGGAGAUAACACUCCUUCAACUCUUCCAUCACUGGUUCUAUUCACCGGAUUAUAUGCAGUAGCUACAGGUGUUGGAGGUGUCAAAGCCUCUUUGCCUGCUCAUGGAGGCGACCAGCUUGAUAGUCGAAAGCAAGGACUUAUCUCAGGAUUUUUCAGUUGGUACUUCUUCUCUAUCUGCUUUGGAGGCCUCUUGGCCGUUACAAUUAUGGUGUGGACUGAAGAGAACAAAGGAUGGAGCUCCAGCUUCGAUAUCUGCACCGUGAUUUUAGCAUCUGCACUCUUUAUUUUCACCGUGGGAUUUCCUAUGUAUCGGUUCAGGCGUCCAACGGGAAGCCCUUUGACCAGAAUUGUGAACGUGUUUGUUUCUGCCGCAAGAAACCGAAAUAGGUUUGUAACGGAUGCAGAGAUAACGCUGAAUAACUCUACCGACAAAAGCAUUCAUCACAACAAAUUCAAGUUUUUAAAUAAAGCGAAGCUCAACAACAAGAUCUCAGCAACAGAAGUUGAAGAAACAAGAACGUUUCUAGCUCUCCUACCAAUAUUUGCGAGCACAAUUGUAAUGAACUGUUGCUUAGCACAACUCUCAACCUACUCCGUACAACAAGGCAUGCUGAUGAACAGAAAACUCUCAAAGUCCUUCGAGCUUCCUCCCGCUUCUCUCAACACUAUUGCUCUCCUAUUUAUGCUCUCUUCUAUAGCUUUCUACGAACUCUUUGCAAAAAGAAUCGCAUCAAGCAACAACGAAAGGUCGUCGAGCUUCAAUUUGAAACGCAUAGGAACAGGCCUAGCUCUUACAUCUAUUGCAAUGGCCAUAGCAGCAAUCGUGGAGGCCAAGAGAAAACACGAGGCGGUUCACAAUAACAUCAAAAUAUCUGUGUUCUGGUUAGAGUUUCAGUAUGUUUUGCUGAGUUUCUCGGAUGUGUUGACUCUUGGAGGAAUGUUAGAGUUCUUUUAUAGAGAAUCUCCGGCGAGUAUGAAGAGCAUCAGCACGGCGUUGGGGUGGUUUUCCACCGCAUUAGGUUUCUUCCUCAGUACGGUUCUUGUGGAUGUCACUAAAUCGGUCACCGGAUGGCUCGACGGAGAAGAUGUUAACGGCUCCAGGCUCGAGCUGUUUUAUGCGGUCCUGUGUGUUCUUAACACCCUUAAUCUUUUUAAUUAUAUUUUCUGGGCGAAAAGAUAUUAAGAAAAAAGAAGAAGACAGUAUGUGGUCGUCUUUUGUCAAAAGUACUCUUUAGUUUUGUUAAAGAUUGACAUAAUCUUUUAGUGAAGAUGCUAAGCAUAAUGUGUGUAUGUGUGGUCUCGUGAUGUAGUGGAAGUCUAAAUCAAGUCACUUGUGUACUUGUUUCUUGUGGUCGUUCGAAAGAUGGUUGAGAUGUCAUUGUAAUAAAGGGACGAAAUAGUAACCAUCUUCUUAA